Messenger RNA from Balaenoptera ricei (Rice's whale), 373 nucleotides. It is a transcript of the gene SELENOK, whose product is annotated as selenoprotein K. Lineage: Eukaryota; Metazoa; Chordata; Mammalia; Artiodactyla; Balaenopteridae. Gene Ontology annotation, biological process: endoplasmic reticulum calcium ion homeostasis; calcium ion transport. The record is from RefSeq and is a predicted model, not a curated record. Gene Ontology annotation, cellular component: endoplasmic reticulum membrane; Golgi apparatus. The transcript is spliced from 4 exons.
UGACGUCAGAGGGAGGAGCGCGGAGGGAGAUACGGAAAGUGAGAGGGGCCAGGCCCCACUGUCGCUCUGGAGGCGGAGAAGGAGCAAGAUGGUUUACAUCUCGAAUGGACAAGUGUUGGACAGCAGGAGUCAGUCCCCAUGGAGAUUGUCUUUUAUAACAGAUUUCUUCUGGGGAAUAGCCGAGUUCGUGGUUUUGUUUUUCAGAACUCUGUUUCAGCAAGAUGUGAAAAAGAGAAGAGGCUACGGAAGCUCAUCUGAUUCCAGAUAUGAUGAUGGAAGAGGGCCACCAGGAAACCCCCCCAGAAGAAUGGGUCGAAUUAAUCAUCUGCGUGGCCCUAAUCCUCCUCCAAUGGCCGGUGGAUGAGGAAGGUAA